This is a messenger RNA of Marchantia polymorpha subsp. ruderalis, 1018 nucleotides long. The record is from the annotation of a GenBank genome assembly. NCBI's taxonomy places the organism in Eukaryota, Viridiplantae, Streptophyta, Marchantiopsida, Marchantiales, Marchantiaceae.
GUAGCUUGUACAGAUGGCACGGGGUUGUACUUUCCCAGGCACACAUCGUCGUUCUGGUUUUCUAAAUCGCUCAGCGAAAGAAGAGGACAGCAAUUGCCCACGAGCUGAGCUCCUGCCCAACACUGUAUUGCUGCGCUCCCGACUAUCUGCAGAUUCUUCGGCACUGGCAACGAACGCAACGAACUAGAGAGAGGAGCAGAUUCGUUGUGCGGCUAUGGCGACUCUGCAGUUUGCAUGCUGCAGACCGGCUCUUAAAAUUGUGGGAUUGUCCGGUGAAUUGGUUAGUUCUAGCUCUAGUUGUAGCUCCGGUCUAGGUCAUCAGGGAACAUCGCGAUGUUUUGAUUUGCGAAGAGUUCAUGGGAAGAGUGUAUGCCGGCGACGGAGAUGUGGAGUGUCGAUCCGUGCUCGCGGGGGUCGAAAACCAGGAGAAAGCGAAAGUAAGCAAGUGCUGGAUGCCUUUUUCUUGGGAAAAGCCUUAGCUGAGACAAUAAAUGAGCGUGUGGGAUCUGCCAUCGGAGAAUUUUUGAGUGAUGUGGGAAGGCAACAAGCAGAACAACAGAAGAAAAUUCGAGAGUUUCAGGACGAGGUUCAGGAGAGGGCUAAAGCAGCCGCUGCCAAAGCAGCACAGAAAGCAAUGGCGGCCGAACAGUCCAAGUCCAUAUCAUCCACUUCGACCGUCUCGCAACCACCUCCAUCAACAUCAUCACUCUCCGAUCCAUCAGAUGCACCUACCACUUCGGCUGCCCCUCCACCGGACUACAUUCCUACUAUGGACGAAGAUGGGGUUAUCACAAUAGAUGAAUAGUUGAUGUCGUCUAGAAAGUGAGUUCUUAACCAACGUAGACAGUAUUCUUGUAAUUUUUAUACGCACAUACAUUGUCACCUCAUUGAAUUAUCUGUAUCAGGGAAUCUUAUACCCGAGGUGUCGUUGAACCUUUCCAGGCUCGUGUACCUACAGUUCGAUUCGACUCUUUACUUCCGCCUGGGCAAUAAAGACUCAUGACGGGGUGUACACUAC